UACACUCGACACCGAACAACGUAGCAAACAAAUCGCACCGAAGCAACUAAACUUGUAUCGUCGAGGUGCACGACGAUCAAACAGUUUCGAGACGGGUCACGUGUUCUCCUGGUCACUCACGUGACCCCUCGGCGCGGACCAAUCGGGUGGCGUUUUGUCCUGGCGAGAGCAAAAGCAAGAGGGUGGGGAUCAUUUUCCCUUUUGCGAUUUUUAAUCUGCUACACCAUCGGUGGACGUUGUCACCAUUGUCAUCAUUCUGCCCUUCAGAAAGGUGACCCGUUGACCAACUGCACCCUCACACCCCCAUUUUCCCUACAAACUCCUCUCAGGCGUGACCACCUAACAUCCCCUUCCUCUAACAUCUGUCAUGGAGCCCAUCAAGGUCCAAUCAGAAGGUGGACUGAAUGUGACCCUUACCAUUCGGCUGCUGAUGCACGGCAAGGAGGUUGGAAGUAUCAUAGGAAAGAAAGGGGAGACAGUGAAGAAAAUGCGUGAAGAUAGUGGCGCUCGUAUCAACAUCUCAGAAGGCAACUGUCCCGAACGGAUAGUCACCAUCACUGGGCCUACGGAUGCCAUCUUCAAGGCCUUCGCAAUGAUAGCCUACAAGUUUGAGGAGGAUAUCAUCAACUCUAUGAGCAACAGUCCUGCCACCAGCAAACCUCCUGUGACUCUAAGGCUUGUGGUGCCAGCUAGCCAGUGUGGCUCUCUCAUUGGCAAAGGAGGCUCCAAAAUAAAAGAGAUGAGAGAGUCCACUGGUGCUCAGGUCCAGGUAGCAGGCGACAUGCUACCCAACUCAACCGAGAGGGCGGUGACCAUUUCUGGGGCGCCGGAGGCCAUCAUACAGUGUGUCAAACAGAUAUGUGUGGUGAUGCUGGAGUCCCCACCGAAAGGUGCCACAAUCCCCUACCGUCCCAAGCCUGCCUCCACCCCUGUCAUUUUUUCAGGUGGCCAGGUAAGAGCAGACCCACUGGGGGCGUCCACAGCCAACCUCAGCCUCUUACUGCAGCACCAGCCACUGCCUGCUUACACCAUCCAAGGACAGUAUGCCAUCCCUCAUCCAGAUCAGUUGAGCAAGCUCCACCAGUUGGCUAUGCAGCAAACCCCCUUUACCCCCCUCGGACAGACCACCCCUGCCUUUCCCGCAGCAGGUCUGGAUGCCAGUAACCAGGCCAGUACUCAUGAACUCACCAUUCCCAAUGAUCUAAUAGGCUGCAUAAUUGGACGUCAGGGAACCAAAAUCAACGAGAUCCGUCAGAUGUCUGGGGCACAGAUCAAAAUUGCUAACGCCAUGGAAGGGUCAUCGGAGCGCCAGAUCACCAUCACAGGGACCCCUGCCAACAUAAGCCUGGCCCAGUACCUCAUCAAUGCAAGGUUUCGAGACGUUGCGGCCAUGUGGAACGACCCAUCCUCCAUGACCACAUCCUGAGCUCCCUGACUGGCUCUUCCAUCUGGCCCUUUCCAACAACUGACGACGCCCUCCGGACUCUGGCUCUGGCUCUCCGAAAACCUUGAACACCGGCCGCCCUGGUCCUUUGCGCACCAGUGAGGGCCGAGCGCUCACUUUUAUUUCAGGGAGCCAAUUAAAAAAAAAAGAAAACUCUCUGUUGAUUUAAGUUUUUGUUUUAGAGAACAGUUGAAGCAUGUUGAAUGUUUAUUAGCGACGACUUGUGUUUCUUUAUUCUUUCUGUUCAUCUAUUUUUCUCUGUCAGUGCUGCGUCAUAGAACAUUUAAGAAGUAAAAGACUGAACAUUUUGUAGAAGUAGUUCUUUGCAUUUAUUACAGCUCAGUGAUGCUAUCGGCAGAGUGUGGUGGGAUGUAGCCAAAUUUUUAUAAUCUACCUUAGAAAAACAGAGCCUUUAGAAAAGAAUAUUGGACUAUUCCACCUCUGUCCGGAUUUGCAUCUUUGUCAAAUUACAUCACAUGACCCUUUUUAGCCAAUGGUAUCACUCCUGGAGCCUCCCUUUUUUGUGUUUAUCUCCUCUAUUUAUGUACAUUAUUGCUCAUAUUGCAUGUGUUCAGUGUUGUAUUGUUGUGUAUUUGAGCAGAACCUGUUCAGUGGACCUUGAAAUGUUAUCUUUGUGCUCCUGCUAUUUUCCACUCAUGUUUUAAGCUUUUUUCGGGCCACUCACUUGUAGUCCUAUACCCUGCCCAGACCUAUAGCCUCCUUCUAUUACUAGUGUAUACAGUACAUGCAUGAAAGGAAAUUAGACAAAACUCUGACUGACUGGAAAUUUUAAUGAUUGUUUAUGAUCAUACUUUAUUUGUUUUGUACAAGGACUUUUAUGACUAUUUGUCAACUACGCGGCGCUCAUGCAAUAGACGAUACAACACUUUACUCUGGACUGCCUCUGAUAUGUGAGGGGUUAGUUGGCCUCGGGUUGCGUCCAAAACCUUUUGGCUUCUUGCCUUAGUUGUUUUGAUGGAAAAACGAAAGCUCUGGAGGAAAAAAAAAACAGUGAGGAAAGAAGCUUAACCAUACCAUUCCACCUAAAGGGUUUGGACCAAGCCAAAUGGUGUUUAGAGGCCAAAGAAUGUUCAGGGGUUUGUUGGGGGGCGGGAGGGGGGUACCCACGGGGGCCUGGGCGGGCUUGACCACUCAGUCUCUUUUUCACGAUUGUUUAUUUGUCACGUCUCUUUCAUUGUUCAUUCGACGCUUUAGGUUUGAAUGUCUUUUUAAGGUCACAACUGUGUCAGCAACUUCAUUGCUCUUGAUUUUUUGGGCGCAAGUCAGGUGACAAACUCGUUUUUGUUUGUUCAUCGGUAAACUCAAGCUAACGAAAGAGAAGGAAAUAUGUUACUUAGUCAGAAAAGCUCAAACUCUGCUAAAAGCUCAAUUCUGUGUUGAUGUACACAAACAGCUGUUGAAUGUUACUGUCCAAGUCACAUGAUCUACUGUAUGUCCAACACGGCAACCAUUGCUAUGUAUGACUUUUAUUUUGCAGUUUGCCAAGCCUUUGACUACAAAACGGACCAAAGGCUGAUAGGAUACAUUGCCAGUGGUUAUUCUGCAAUAAUCUUACAGUUUGAUGUGAUAGUUGAGCUUCGCAAGGUACAAUAGUUUUGAAUUUCUAUUAUUUGGGCUGAAUAGAAUGUCAAAAGACAAGUUAUUAUGCUUUGCAAAGUUUCAGAAUUAUGCACAAAAAAGCAGAGUGUGUUCAUUUUUCUUGUAAUGCUGGUUCUCUUUGCAUUUUGACAUAGUCUUUCGUGAUGGCAGAGCAGGAAUACUGAGUUCAAGUGGUGGUAGUGUGAUUUCAACAUCAAUAUUCAUGUACCAUUAUGUAUUUGGAAAAAAAUAUUUAUUUACAUUUGUGUAUAUGACUGAAACAAACUGCAACUAAUGCAAUAAUAGGGUGCAAUGUGCAAUUAUUUAUUCAUUUUUUUUCUCUUUUUGACUUACAGACAGAAGAGCUUUGUAGCUUGUAAAAUGUUUUGUUCUGAAAUCUAUUUUCCAUGUGGCAGGAGGUUUAAAAAAAGAUUUUUAUUUUUCAGCUUCUGUUUGUGUGUUGCACUGUGUAUUGCAGUUUGGGGGGAAAAAAUAAUGAAGUUCGUAACUAUUUUGAUUUAUUUUGCUCUGUGCAGAUCUAUAUUAGUUGUGAGUACUAUGUUUAAUUUCAAAGUGUUGGUAAGUAUAAAAACAAAUAAAGUUUCAGUUUUUCUUUCUGUGACCAUGUGUUGCCGUUUGAA
Messenger RNA from Corythoichthys intestinalis (scribbled pipefish), 3684 nucleotides. RefSeq names its product poly(rC)-binding protein 3-like. Gene Ontology annotation, biological process: regulation of RNA metabolic process; regulation of gene expression. The record is from RefSeq and is a predicted model, not a curated record. The transcript has 13 exons. Gene Ontology annotation, molecular function: mRNA binding. Bases 368 to 1426 code for a protein of 352 amino acids. Lineage: Eukaryota; Metazoa; Chordata; Actinopteri; Syngnathiformes; Syngnathidae. Gene Ontology annotation, cellular component: nucleus; cytoplasm.